Molecule: messenger RNA, 1042 nt
Organism: Psylliodes chrysocephalus
Lineage: Eukaryota; Metazoa; Arthropoda; Insecta; Coleoptera; Chrysomelidae
Source: the annotation of a GenBank genome assembly
UGUCAACUGACAAUUUAAACUUCGUCUGUCAACAUAUUUAUCAUGACCGGUUAGGAAUUUAUAAUUUUUUUAUCAUUUUGAAACGUAAAUAUGAAUAUAUCGUUAAGCGGUAAAAUAUAACCAAGCCUUUUAUGAAAAGAAUUAAAGAAUAAUAUAAAAAAAUGGCCAAUGUCUUGAACAGGACACUUUCAAGAGUUCUUUUAAAGAGGAAAAUAUGGUGCCACAAAUAUUAUUCAGUUUUAAGUUGUUAUACUUGCAGUGCAUCGUCGUUGAAUACAUCUUUAAUUGAAAAAAAACUCAAUAAUGGAUAUAAAAUAGCAAUUUUAAAUAGACCCAGAAUCUAUGAAGGCUUUAUGAAUUAUUGUAAUGAGAAGAAACACUGUGAACCCGAACCUGAGAAAUUAACGCUUUUCCAAAAAUUUAAACAAAUGUACAGAGAUUACUGGUAUGUUCUAGUGCCUGUCCAUAUUAUUACUUCCACUAUGUGGUUUGGAGGAUUUUAUUAUAUGGCAAAAAGUGGUUUUGACAUUAUUCAUGUUUUGGAAUCAUGGCAUGUAAGUGAAAAACUUAUCAAUCCCCUAAGAGAUUCAAGUAUGGGAUAUGUUGCUGUUGCUUAUGCUUGUUACAAAAUAGCCACUCCUGCUCGAUAUACUGUGACAGUAGGAGGUACCACUAUCUCUAUAAAUUAUUUAAAAAAAUGGGGGUACAUUAAACCAGUUCCUAGUAAAGAAAGAAUGAAGGAAAUCUAUGAAGAAAAGAAGCGAAGUAUGGCAGAAGGUAUAAAGGAAAAAAAGGAAACUUUAAUGGAAAGUUUACAAGAGACUACAGAAGGCAUAAAAGAGAAGAAGGACAAUAUCAUCGAAAGUGUUAAAAAAACUGCUGAAAAGAAAAAACCAUCUAUAAAAAUGAAAGAGAAAACUAAAAUAUAAUGUUCUUAAGCCCAAAUAUUUUAUAAAUUACAGAUUUUCAUUAUAUUAUUGUUAAGUUUACUUUUUAAAUGUUAUUUAACAAAUUAAAAUAGGGAUGAUUUCCAAAAUUUAUA